AUGGGACAUACUUAUGGGAUGAUGGAUGGCCACUAUCCCCAGCCUUCUCCACCUGUGAAUGGUUCAUUGGAACAGGAGCCUCAAAAGCAGCUCCCAGAGAUGCUAGGUGAGGUCUGGGAACAGCCUCGAGGGGACGGGCUGCCCCUUCUCUCGGUCAUCAUCGCUGCCUUUGUCCUACUAGCGAUCUGCAUCGUCCUGGCAGUUCACUUUGGGCCGACAUUGCACCAGGGCCAUGCCACCCUCCCUACAGAGCCACCAGCCCUAAAGCCAGAGAACGGCAUUUACCUCAUCCACUGGCGGCUGCUAGACCUCCAGGACAGCCGCAGAGAAACCCAGCAGGGACUUCCUAUUCCUUACUCUGGCCUUGCCCUAGAUGGGCACAGGCCCAGCAUUGAUGAAAUCACAUAUCUCUAG
Molecule: messenger RNA, 414 nt
Organism: Onychomys torridus (southern grasshopper mouse)
Lineage: Eukaryota; Metazoa; Chordata; Mammalia; Rodentia; Cricetidae
Gene: Smim33
Product: small integral membrane protein 33
Exons: 2
Coding region: 1-414 (137 amino acids)
Source: RefSeq, a predicted model, not a curated record